AUGAAAAGAGUAGCAAAGUACGAAAUUGAACAUAGGAAUAAAAUCAUUGGUAGAAUCUACAAACCAGGGGACUUGGUUCUUGUCCGAAACACGAGUGUUGAGUCAUCCUUGAAUAGAAAGAUGAAACCACGAUAUUUAGGCCCGAUGAUUAUAAUCAGGCGUUCCAAGGGAGGUUCGUACAUUGUGGCGGAAAUGGAUGGAGCUGUGUUUCAAAAUAAAGUUGGGGCCUUUAGAAUUAUUCCUUACUUUGCAAGGACUAAGAUAAUGCUUCCCAACGAUAAUUAUGAAAUCAUAGACCUCAACAAGGAAAGCUUAGACAAAUUAGACGAAGAAGGACUUGAAGAUCAUGUCGAUUCUAAUGACUACUAUUUUGAGGGAGUUAAUCUUGACCAAAACAUUCAUGAUGACACUAACGGAAAUGGCUCAGAAGAUGAUGAUAAAUAA
Laccaria bicolor S238N-H82 is the source of this 444-nucleotide messenger RNA. RefSeq lists its product as uncharacterized. The transcript has a single exon. The coding region runs from base 1 to 444 and encodes 147 amino acids. The record is from RefSeq and is a predicted model, not a curated record. NCBI's taxonomy places the organism in Eukaryota, Fungi, Basidiomycota, Agaricomycetes, Agaricales, Hydnangiaceae.